AUGGGUUCAGUAUUUCUCCCACAUCUUAAUACAGCAUGGCACGUUGAUCAGGCGAUUCUUUCAGAAGAUGAUAGAUUAGUAGUUUUACGAUUUGGUAGAGAAGAAGAAACUCAAUGUAUGAUUAUGGAUGAAAUUUUAUUUUCAAUUUCUGAAAAAAUUAAAAAUUUUGCUGUUGUUUACCUUGUUAAUAUUGAUAAAGUAUCUGAUUUUAAUGAAAUGUAUGAAUUAGAUACAAAUCCUUUAGAACCUUUUACAAUUAUGUUUUUCCAUCGAAAUAAACACAUGAUGUGUGAUUUUGGUACGGGGAAUAAUAAUAAACUAAAUUUCAUGAUUCAUGACAAACAAGAGGUGAUAGAUAUAAUAGAGACAAUAUAUCGAGGUGCAAAAAAAGGUAAAGGUUUAGUAGUAAGUCCAAAAGAUUAUAGUCGAUCAGCUAAAGAUAUAUAA
Candida tropicalis MYA-3404 is the source of this 447-nucleotide messenger RNA. Its product is annotated as U4/U6-U5 snRNP complex subunit. Gene Ontology annotation, cellular component: spliceosomal complex; U5 snRNP; U4/U6 x U5 tri-snRNP complex. The transcript has a single exon. NCBI's taxonomy places the organism in Eukaryota, Fungi, Ascomycota, Pichiomycetes, Serinales, Debaryomycetaceae. The record is from RefSeq and is a predicted model, not a curated record. Gene Ontology annotation, biological process: mRNA splicing, via spliceosome. The coding region runs from base 1 to 447 and encodes 148 amino acids.